This is a messenger RNA of Penicillium longicatenatum, 1479 nucleotides long. RefSeq lists its product as uncharacterized. The record is from RefSeq and is a predicted model, not a curated record. The transcript has 2 exons. Bases 1 to 1479 code for a protein of 492 amino acids. Lineage: Eukaryota; Fungi; Ascomycota; Eurotiomycetes; Eurotiales; Aspergillaceae. Gene Ontology annotation, cellular component: membrane.
AUGACAACAACGACUAUGGAGAAUCCUGCUACUAUAUCCCUGGUGGACAAUACUGUUCCUUCGCAACAGCCGCUAAGUGGAGAACCCUCACGACGAACCUCGAAACAAGGUCAGAAAGGCGGCUUGUCAAAACAUAUCAGUCGUACAGCGGUCUCUGGGCAGCUAGCAAAGCGCAAAUAUGCUAAAUGGCAACCCGACAAACUCGGCCUUUCGACGGACACCGAGACAUCCCCUAGCAGGGAGUCGUCGCAAGUGCGCGGGUCAGUCUCAGCAGAUAGUUCGGCCGGACCGGCAAAUGAGCCCAACCCAGUACAGCCAGACUACGCAACAGAAACCACCCGGGUCGACACAUUGGACUUUGCUCCCCCCUCGCAAACCCAGAGCCUGACAAAUGAAUCUACCCACUCAAACGGAGGACCAGGCCAACAGUCCGAUUCCGAUAAAAUCGCAACCCCCACCACUGAGCUAGAUAUAUUAUACGAGAACCAGCGUGGCUGGUUUCUAUUCGGUGUUCCACGUUACUCCCACAGCUCACUCCUCAACUUCGAUCCCAGUGCCUGGAUGACCCAGCAGAAACGACCCAGUCCCGUCAAUAUCACGAAUGCCCAAGUGCCCGAUCCCAGCUGGGAAUGGGCUUGGAGAACGUGGUAUGUAGAUAUGUCGGGCGAUGUCGACGAACAGGGAUGGCAGUAUUCGCUUUCCUUUGGAUCCUCCCAAUGGCAUGGUACGCAUCCGUGGUUUCACUCGUUUGCUCGGCGAAGGCGCUGGGUUCGGCUACGCCAGAAGAUUCCGGAGAGACGUCACCGUGAACGCUCAGAAUUUGAGAAGGGGCAUAUGUUGACUGAGGAUUACUUUACUAUUCAUUCUUCCAAAGCGAGGAGUCGUGAGCAGAGCAUUGCGCGUCUUUCGGCGGUUGAGUCGGGAUAUUUGAGCCGGGUGGAUACCAAGGUAGAUGAAGAGGAGCAUUUUGAGGAAAUUGGGGAUAUUCCUUCGCUUAUGUAUGCGUUGAAAUUGGCAUCUAUUGAUCGGGAGAGGAUCGAUGCGUUGAAGACGUUUGUUGAGCAGGGAGGGGAGGAGAUUUAUUAUCUCAACGAUAAGAUCCCAGAGAUCAUGUCCAUGUUCCUAUUCCAGGCAUCACGUUGGCAAUUCGUGACAUACCUUGUCGACAUCAUCCAUAAAUUGUCCACUCCAUCGGAUGAUCCGGAGAACAAAGAUGCCGACAAGAUCAAGCGCAAGAAAGAUAACCUAAUUCGAGCGGUUGAGAGUGCUAAACAACAUGUUACCGGGCCAGAUGUCUUUACUCAUAAUCCCGGGGACCUGGCAUCUGACCUCCUCGAUUUGACACCGGUUUCUCGACAUGAUACUUUGCUGUCCAAGCGAGCGCAGGUUACUGGCGAGCCAUUGCAUGUAAUGAAAGUGAAGGAAAUUACCGGCAUUCCCAGGGCCGCGGAAGUUGGCCACGAAGGGCACAUCUAUUAA